Pollicipes pollicipes is the source of this 5382-nucleotide messenger RNA. RefSeq names its product E3 ubiquitin-protein ligase UBR4. NCBI's taxonomy places the organism in Eukaryota, Metazoa, Arthropoda, Thecostraca, Pollicipedomorpha, Pollicipedidae. The transcript is spliced from 23 exons. Bases 1 to 4917 code for a protein of 1638 amino acids. The record is from RefSeq and is a predicted model, not a curated record.
AUGCUGCGCACGCAGAACCAGCAGCUGGCCAACCACGCCAACGGCCAGCUGUACGCCGGCUUGGCGGCGCUGGUCGAGUUCGACGGCUACUACCUGGAGUCGGAGCCGUGCCUGGUCUGCAACAAUCCGGAGGUGGCCUACUCGCAGCUCAAGCUCUCAGGCGUCAAGGUGGACUCGCGCUACACGACCACCACCCAGCUGGUGAAGCUGGUCGGCUCGCACACCAUCAGCCGCGUCUUCCUGCGCAUCGGCGACCUGAAGCGCAGCAAGAUGGUGCGCACCAUCAACGUCUACUACAACAACCGCACCGUCCAGUCGGUGGUCGAGCUCAAGAACCGGCCGUCCAUGUGGCACAAGGCCAAGAAGGUGUCGCUGUCGGGCGGCCAGACGGACGUCAAGGUCGACUUCCCGCUGCCGAUCGUGGCCUGCAAUCUGAUGAUCGAGUACGCCGACUUCUACGAGAACAUGCAGGCGUCCUCGGAGACGCUGCAGUGUCCGCGCUGCAGUGCCUCGGUGCCCGCCCACCCGGGCGUCUGCGGCAACUGUGGGGAGAACGUGUUCCAGUGCCACAAGUGCAGAGCCAUCAACUACGACGAGAAGGAUCCGUUCCUGUGCAACGCCUGCGGCUUCUGCAAGUACGCCAAGUUCGAGUACACGCUGACGGCCAAGCCGUGCUGUGCUGUGGACCCGAUUGAGAGUGAGGAGGACCGCAAGAAGGCCGUCGUUAACAUCAACGGCCUGCUGGAACGCGCCGACAAGAUCUACAAGAAGCUCAUGUCCUACAAGCCCACGCUGGAGGCGCUGCUGGCCUGGGUGAACGACCACGGCGGCGAGGUGACGUCGGCGGCGGCGGCGGCGGCAGCGGCGGCCCUGGCGCUCAAGUACUGCAGCGACUGCCGGCUGGCGUUCGACGACCUGAGCAAGGUCAUCCAGAAGGUGCUGGCGUCGCGCCGCGAGCUGCUCCGCUACGACCGGCAGGCGCAGGAGGGCGCCGGCGCCGCCGCCGCCUCGGCGCCCGUCUUCUGUCAGUGUUGCGUGACGCUGCUGCGCGCGCUGGCCACGAACCCGCGGCUGCGCGUCACGCUCUGCAGCUACGGCCUGAUCCCGCAGCUGCUGGAGCACAACCUGCGCCGAGGCACGCCCCAGAGCCGUGGCGAGGUGUGCCAGCUGCUCUGCCUGCUCACCAAGGACAACCUGUCGGCCACGCUGGAGCUGAACGAGCUGAUCACGAGCCGCGUGCGGCUGGCGCUCUCCAGUGCCAUGACCUCCGCCGGCGUGGCGGCCGCCGUGCGCCACGAGAUGGCGCUGCUCAGCGCCGCCGUCCAGAAGGAGGACUCGUGCUGGGAGCACCGGCUGAGGUGUGUGGUCCGCAUCUUCAUGAUGGCCGGCAAGGAGCACAAGAACCCGGUGGUGAUCGAGUCUGUGACGCUGCCCUGCCUCAAGAUCCUGCAGGGCGUCAUGCAGCCGCCGACAGCCACCGCCGCCGCCGCCGCCGCCGCGCCGCAGCCGGGCACCUCCGCCGGUGCGGCCGCCGCCAAGCCGGCGUCCACGUCCGUCACGGCCGGCGAACAAUCGGAGGUGCACCUGAACGCCGCGCGCUGGCUGGAGCAGGCGCCCGGACACUCCUUCGACGCCUGGAGGUCGCGCAAGGUCAAGCGGGGCCGGGAGCCUGCCAAGGGCGCCUCGAGGGCGGAGGUACGCGCCCUGUUUCUGAUGGAGAAGUACGGCCGGCGCUGGCGGCAGCGCACCACCCAAUCGGCCAUCGCCGUCAACUUCCUGGACACGUCGUGGCUGCGGCGGGUGCUGUUCAGCCCUAGUUCGCGCCAGGCCCGCCAGGUGGCAGCCGAUAUGGUGGAGACGCUGGCGCACGAGCCGGCCAGGAAGCGCAGGAUCCUGGACAUGCUGGCCUCCUACCUGGGCGACGUCAGCGAGGCCGGCGAGACGGCCGCCGAGUUCAUCGGCCUGUACCAGAAGCUCAUCAAUGCCAACCACUGGAAGUACUACCUGACGACCAAGGGCAUCCUGGGGCUGCUGGCCGACCUCAUCACCAAGGAGAUCGAGAGCCUCAACAAGCUGGAGGAGACGACUCUCAACAGUGAUUUGUCUCAGGGGUACGCGCUGAAGGAGCUGACGGACCUGCUGGCCUCCUUCCUGGAGCUGGAGAGCGUGCGCAGCCGGCACAAGGCGCGCCUGCUCGGCACCGUGCUGCACGGAUACCUCUCGCUGCGCCGGCUGGUCAUCCAGCGCACCAAGCUGGUGGACGAGACGCAGGAGCGCCUGCUGCAGCUGCUGGAGGACAUCACGUCCGGCACCGAGGCGGAGACGCGCCGGUUCAUGGCCAUCUGCGUGGAGACGGUGGCGCGCUACGGCCGCGGCGACGUGCGCACGCCCGUGUUCAUCUUCGAGCGGCUGUGCUCCAUCAUCGAGCCGGAGGUGAACGAGAUCGGGCCGUUCCUGCUCAGCCUGGAGAAGGACCCGCAGCAGGAGGACUUCCUGCAGGGUCGGAUGGUGGGCAACCCGUACCCGUCGACCGACGCCGGCAUGGGCCCGCUGAUGCGUGACGUCAAGAACCGCAUCUGCCGCGACUGUGAGCUGGUCGCGCUGCUCGAGGACGACACCGGCAUGGAGCUGCUGGUCAACAACAAGAUCAUCUCGCUGGACCUGCCCGUCAAGGAGGUGUACCGCAAGGUGUGGCUGCCGUCGGCCAGCAGCGACACGGAGCCGAUGCGGAUCGUGUACCGGAUGCGCGGCCUGCUCGGAGACGCCACCGAGGAGUUCAUCGAGUCGCUGGAAACUAAGACGGACACGGAUCGCGACGACGAGGAGACCUACCGCAUGGCCAACGUCAUGAGCGACUGUGGCGGCCUCCAGGAGCUGCUGCGCCGGAUGGAAUACAUCGACGACCUGCAGCGGUGCCGUCCGCUGCUGACCGUGCUGCUCCGGCUCACCGGGCUCUGCAUCAAGACCAAGCGGAACCGGACGGCGCUGACGCGGCCGGAGCUGCGCGCCGUGGCCGUCAUGCUGCGCCUGCUGGCGCUCUGCCUGCGCGCCAUCAUGGCCGUGGUGCUGGCCGAGGCGACGUCGCUGGACCUGGACGUGUACCGUCGGUUCGCCACCACCUGCGGCUCGGUAGACGAGAUCCGGCUGCUGCUGUCGCACGUGAACACGGCCCAGAGCAAGGGCGCCGGCGCGCUGCUGCAGCAGCUGAUGCGCGUGCUGCCCUUCCUGACGUUCGGCUCGCAGGAGAAGAUGCGCCUGCUCAUCGACCACUUCCAGCCGGUGCUGGACUUCGACGAGCUGGAUGCGCAGCACACGGCCGAGGCGGCGGCGCAGCUCGAGUCGCUCUGCGCGCUCACUGCCGGCAUCGAGACCAACUGCAUGGGCAACCAGCUCAAGGACAUGUUCGUCGAGGCCGGCGUGGUGGAGCGCGCGCUGGCCUAUCUGCGCGAUCACGCGCCGCCCGGCAAGAAGGCCCUGCUCAACACCAACGACGAGCAGUGGAAGAGCUUCCUGGCGCGGCCGGCGCUCAACUACGUGCUGCGCGUGCUGGCCGGCCUGGCCACCAAGCACGAGCCGACCCAGCUGGCGGUGGCGGCUGAGAGCAUCCCGAUCAUCCACCGGCUGGAGCAGGUGUCGUCCGACCAGCACGUCGGCUCGCUGGCCGAAAAUCUGCUGGAGGCGCUGCGCACCAACCGCCAGGUGGCCACCAAGAUCGAGCAGGUGCGCAAGCAAACGCGGCAGGAGAAGAAGCGGCUGGCCAUGGCCAUGCGGAAGCACCAGCUGGGCGCGCUCGGGAUGCGCGCCAACGACAAGGGCCAGGUGGUGAUCAAGUCGUCGGUGCUGCGCCAGCUGGACGACAUCAGCGACGAGCAGGGCCUGACGUGCGUCAUCUGCCGUGAGGGCUACAAGUUCCAGCCCACCAAGGUGCUGGGCAUCUACACGUACACCAAGCGCUGCCCGCUGGACGACGCCGAGCCCAAGCAGCGCAAGACGAUGGGCUACACGACCGUGACGCACUUCAACCUGGUGCACGUGGACUGCCACAUGGCGGCGGUGCGGCUGGCGCGCGCGCGCGACGAGUGGGAGUCGGCGGCGCUGCAGAACGCCAACACCCGCUGCAACGGCCUGCUGCCGCUCUGGGGGCCGCAGGUGGCCGAGUCGGCCUUCGCCCACUGUCUGGCGCGCCACAACACGUACCUGCAGGAGAGCACCGGACACCGUGAUGUCGGAUACCAGACGACCGUGCACGACCUGAAGCUGCUGCUGCUGCGCUUCGCCCAGGAGCGCAGCUUCAGCGACGACUCUGGCGGCGGCGGGCCGCAGAGCAACGUCUACAUCAUCCCCCACCUGAUGCACAUGGCGCUGUACGUCAUCAACAGCACGCGCAUCGGGCAGCGCGAGCUCAAGAACGUGACCACGCAGCUGGAGGCGACCGCCGACCGCUGGGUGGAGACGAGCUUCGAGCCGGACGGGCCGCUCUUCUGGCUGGCCAUGGCGCCGCUGGUGCUGGCGCCGGACGGCUGGCGCCGGCUGCGGCUCCGCUCGCUGGCGCGCCUGCUGGUACUGGCACAGGCGCGCCACGUGCAGCCGGGCGGCGGGCGCGCGCUGACGGAGCGCGCGCCGCAGUCGUUCGCCUUGUACCGGCCGUACCUGAUCUUCUUCGGCCUGGUGGACGGGCUGUACGGCACCGUACUGGCACGCGCGCCCGCCGACGGCGACUGGUGCGCCGCGCUGGCCGAGUACAUCCGCCACCACGACCAGCAGCUGCUGGAGGCGUGCGACCGGCUGCUGCGCGCCUACCAGCAGGAGAUGCUGCCGUGCGCCUCGCUGCAGGAGAUGUUCGACGUGCUGGGCGUGCUGGCCGAGACGGGCGAGCCGGACGCCUUCCUGCGCGACGCCCUGCAGCAGGUGCCCUGAGCGCCGACGGCUGGCCGGCCGCAGCGGCGAGCCCGGCGUCUGCCUGCGAGCGUGCGCUGUGGCGGCGGUCCGUCGUCUGCCCGCCGCUGAGAGCAAGCUGCCUCUGAGCGGCGGGGCAGGCCGUGCGGACUCGCGGCCGCGGGGGCGGCGCUCCGGUGCGGCCGGCGGGCGCCGGUGCCGGCUCCGCUGCGACCGGCGGUCGCCGGGGCCGGCGGUGUAACCGGAAUGUUUACACGGCUUUAGGUGUUGCGAUUUCCCGGAUAAGCUACGCACGCUCGGUUUCGCUUCGGAGAGAUGUUUGUUUCAGCGCGGGAAAGAAUAACGUUUUAGUCGGCUGUUAUCACGUAAUUGGGUUUGGCUGUUCUCAUAACUCUGGUGCCGGUGUUUUGCCCCUCGGGUUGUUUUAUUAACGCAAUGCCUAUGCCUAUGAUAUGCUUGAAAUAAAUAUUCACCCUCUAGUCCUCA